GUUAUGUUAGUUUAUAAAAACUGUUUUCAUAAAAACAGGGUAUUAUGGAUUUAUGAAAGAUGCAACACUAGCACCAACUUAUGCUCGCUUCGACUACAUAGUCAUCGGAGGAGGAACCUCCGGUUGUGCAUUAGCCGCAACGCUCUCUCAAAACGCCAACGUUUUGGUUCUUGAACGUGGCGGCUCUCCCUAUGACAAUCCGGCAGCUAGCGAUAUCGAAAACUUCGCCAACACACUCUUAAACACCACACCAAAAGCUUGGUCGCAGCUUUUCAUCUCCGAGGACGGCGUUUAUAACCAUCGUGCGCGCGUCCUCGGUGGAGACUCGGUGCUGAACGCUGGGUUUUACUCACGUGCGGAAGAUUAUUAUGUGGAGAAGUCCGAGUGGGAGAUGGAGGCAGUGGAAGCUGCUUAUGAGUGGGUCGAGAAGAAACUUGUGUUCAAGCCACAAGUGAUGGGAUGGCAAUCGGCAUUGAGAGAUGGGCUUUUGGAAGCUGGGGUGGUUCCAUACAAUGGUUUCACGUUCGAUCAUAUUGUUGGGACUAAGAUUGGCGGUACAAUCUUUGACCCCGCGGGCCAUAGACACUCGGCUGCAAAUCUGUUAGAGUAUGCUAACCCGGACACGAUUGUUGUUUACUUGCACGCUCUUGUUCACAAAAUCCUCUUCACCACUAAAGGAAGAUCGAGGCCUAAAGCGUACGGAGUUAUAUAUCAAGACGGAAAUGGAGUGUUUCACAAGGCAAAACUGGCGAAAAACGCAAUGAGCGAGGUGAUUUUGUGUGCGGGCGUCAUCGGGAGCCCGCAACUAUUGAUGCUGAGUGGUGUGGGUCCUAAGGCCCAUCUUGAGGCCCAUGGGGUCAAUCCGGUCCUCGAUCAACCCAUGGUUGGGCAAGGGAUGGGAGAUAAUCCAAUGAACCUUGUCCUCGUCCCUUCUCCUCAACUUGUAGAACUGUCCCUCGUAGAGGUCGUUGGUAUCACCAAGUUUUAUGAUUUCAUUGAAGGUGGAAGUGGCUUAAGCCUCUCUCAAAACUUGACCCGUAGGUUCUUCGAUACUAAUUUGAAUAUUCUCAACGAGACACUCUCCACCCAGUCAAUCGUAGACUUCUUCAAAUCCUUGGAUCUUCCAUUGAAUAUGAUGGAAAAUGCGGGCUUGAUCUUCCACAAAGUCGAUGGACCAGUCUCGAGAGGUUACCUAGAACUCCGAAACAAAAACCCAGAUGAGAAUCCUUCAGUGACAUUCAAUUACUACCAAGAACCAGAAGAUCUUGAAAGGUGUAUUAAAGGACUUAAAACCAUUAUUAAAGUGGUAAACUCGAAGGCCUUCUCCAAAUACAAGUACCCGAAUGAGACCGUACGUGGACUACUCAAUCGCACGCUUAGCCUUCCUAUCAAUCUAAGGCCAAAACACGCCACCUCGAAGUCCAACUUGACGCAGUUUUGCAUAGACACUGUAAUGACUAUUUGGCAUUACCAUGGAGGUUGCCAAGUUGGAAGAGUGGUCGACAAAAAUUACAAAGUUUUCGGUAUCGAUGCCUUAAGGGUCAUCGAUGGAUCCACAUUUCUCAAGUCUCCAGGGACUAAUCCACAAGCCACAGUCAUGAUGCUCGGAAGAUAUGAGGAUGAGCCAGCGGAGCCUGAGAUUGAAGAAGGAGUAGAGGAAGAUGCUGAAAUGAAGGAGAAUGAUGAUGUCAAUGGUGAGCCUCUUGAAGCUGAAGAUAAGGUCGAAACAGAACCUGUGCAACGUCCACGUAAAACGUCAAAGUUUAUGACUAAGUAUGAGCGUGCUCGUAUCCUCGGCACUCGCGCUUUGCAGAUUAGCAUGAAUGCUCCUGUCAUGGUCGAGCUAGAGGGUGAGACCGAUCCACUUGAGAUUGCGAUGAAGGAGCUUAGGCAGCGGAAGAUACCAUUCACAAUUAGACGCUACCUACCUGAUGGGAGUUUUGAGGAAUGGGGAGUUGAUGAACUGAUCGUGGAAGAUUCAUGGAAACGUCAAGUAGGUGGUGAUUGAUAAUCUGACCAGCAACAAAUCCGUAUGUAAUUUGCAAUCUUUUGCUCUCAUAUGGAUAAUAAUUUUCUGAUGUUUUAAUAGAACUAAAAAUCAGUG
Molecule: messenger RNA, 2104 nt
Organism: Arabidopsis arenosa
Lineage: Eukaryota; Viridiplantae; Streptophyta; Magnoliopsida; Brassicales; Brassicaceae
Source: the annotation of a GenBank genome assembly